Messenger RNA from Anisakis simplex (herring worm), 237 nucleotides. The record is from the annotation of a GenBank genome assembly. NCBI's taxonomy places the organism in Eukaryota, Metazoa, Nematoda, Chromadorea, Rhabditida, Anisakidae.
AAACGUAUCGAAGAUGCAGAAGCCGAGGUGUUUGUGCUGUCGGAUGAAAUGGAUUCGAAUAUGGCCGCUUUAAUUGGCUACGCGAACGAUCGAGCUCGUAUCUAUCAUCGCCUUAACGAUCGAAUCAGUUUCUUCAAUGAACUCGAUCAGGUGUGUUCCAUACUUAAAAUCAUUCCGCCAUGUUUCCCAACUCGAUUCGAGACAUGGAAACUAUGGAAAACGGGAAGCUUUAGUUAG